AUGGAGAAUAAGAAAAUAAAGAGGAGAAAUACAGAAUUGCAAGAUUUAGACGAUGAAACAUUGAUUGAAAUUCUUAUACGAGUACCGGCAAAAGACGGCCAUAGAUGCAAGUGUGUGUCGAAGCAUUGGCUUUCUUUGAUUUCCAGUCCCUUCUUUGUGCAUUGCCAUCGUGGUCGUGGUCGUGGUCGAAUCUGUAGCAGUACAGGGGAUGAUAAUGAGAAAGACCUGUUUUUUCAACUUGUCAAUACAUAUUACAGUUCUGUAUUUCAGACUGGGAGCACUACUACAACUUCACUACCGUGCCUAAAGGUGCAAACUAUACCAAACAACAACUUAAUAUCAUUUGAUUUCCUAAAUCAUGAAGGGAUUCGCAAUGUGCUAUCAUUUGUAUCUAAUCAUGAUUUAGUCUUGAUAGAAUCAACAUUUAGUAACCUAUAUGAUCCCUUUGCCAUACAUCUAUUUGUAUGUAACCCUAUAACUAAGCAAUCUUAUAAACUUCCUCAACCUCCACCUUUUUUCAUCGACAAUAAACUCAACAAUUGCAAGACUGAUUUCAGAGGCUGCAUUUGUAGUGUCGAUGAUCCAGCCCUAUACAAAGUGGUACUCGUUACGAAGGCGGCAAGGCCUAACCAUGGCGGAGGAGGCAUUACAAGUGACGGGUUUUUGCAUAUCUACGUCUUCUCGUCGGAUACUAAUAGUUGGCUUAAGUACCUUGUUCCUACACAUCCAGACCUCGUUGUAGACAAGGUAAGAUCAAAAGAAGCAGCAGGGCAAGAUGGCACGACGUUAAAUGGAGAAUUACUUUGGUGUACUAGUAACAUGAUUGUGAUAUAUAAUCCUUUUAAGAAUCCUCAACAAUGUGACUUCAUUGAUGUUCCACAAGAUGCAAUGAUCGUCAAAAACAAGCAAACACACUACUAUUUAGUUCUUGGUAAUGGUAGUAUAUGUGUAGCAAAUAUUGAACAACAACUUCGUCUUUAUAAUUGGAGAUUUUUAACUCCUUCAACACAAACAAUUAAAGUCUGGGAUAUGAAGGAUUACACAGAUAAAAACAAUCGGAGUUGGGAAAUAAAGCAUUUCGUCGAAUUUAAUGCUGUUAAUUGGCAGGACACCAUAAACUCUGCUGAUUUGAAGUACUUCUCUAUCAAAGGUUUUAAUCCUUAUGAUGGAGAUGUCAUGUAUGUUUUAUCGGUGUUCGAGAAACGUCUACUGGCUGUGAACCUGAGAACUAAGACAGUGCAUUCGAUCUCUAAAUUCAAGCCCCCUAUUUAUCCUUCUUAUUCCAUGGAUUCGUUUAAAUUGUUCCCUUAUAACCCACCUUCAUGGCCAACCCCAAUCCUUAAGAGUUCGGUUGCGAGACUGUUGUGA
Molecule: messenger RNA, 1368 nt
Organism: Beta vulgaris subsp. vulgaris (sugar beet)
Lineage: Eukaryota; Viridiplantae; Streptophyta; Magnoliopsida; Caryophyllales; Amaranthaceae
Exons: 1
Coding region: 1-1368 (455 amino acids)
Molecular function (GO): protein binding
Source: RefSeq, a predicted model, not a curated record